UUACUGCCUAACAAUACCAUUGAAGCCGUUGAGGGAGAAGUGUUGGGAUCUCCUAGAGUCCAUAUUUUCCCCCACAGGUCGAAAAGGAAAGGCCUGACUCUCAGAGUUUCCCUGGAUGAUGGUGUGUAAAAACUAUACCAAAGGAUUGAACACGGCUCACAGAAGGCUGAGGGAUAUGAAUAGUUCAGAGCGUAGUAUGGUGCCUUUACGUGAAAAAGAAAUGGUAGUUCUUCUGAUGUUACGUAAACCAGAGAGACGAUGAUAAGAGGAAAAAGCAACUGAUGAAUAGACAU
Messenger RNA from Nezara viridula (southern green stink bug), 293 nucleotides. Lineage: Eukaryota; Metazoa; Arthropoda; Insecta; Hemiptera; Pentatomidae. The record is from the annotation of a GenBank genome assembly.